AUGGGCUCCGUGCAGCAGCGCCUGGAGCGCUUCCUCUACAGUCCCGGGCCGAUCGGUGACUUGCUGGGUCAGCUGGAAGCCCGUACCGGCGUCCAACGGCUCUACCUGGCCACAGGUUCCGUGGCUUUUCUGGGGCUGUACCUCAUGUUCGGUUAUGGUGCUUCUCUCCUCUGCAACAUUAUCGGCUUCGUUUACCCCGCCUACGUCUCCAUCAAAGCCAUCGAGAGCCACAGCAAGGAGGAUGACACCAUGUGGCUCACGUACUGGGUGGUCUACGGCGUCUUCAGCGUCGCCGAGUUCUUCUCCGACCUUUUCCUCUACUGGUUCCCCUUCUACUACGCCGGGAAGUGCCUGUUCCUGGUGUGGUGCAUGUCCCCAGUGCCCUGGAACGGCUCCCAGGUCAUCUACCACAGCGUCAUCCGGCCCUUCUUCCUCAAGCACCACAGCACCGUGGACAACGUGAUGGGUGACAUCGGCACUAAGGCCCUGGAUGCGGCCUCCACUGUCACCCGAGAAGGCGUCAAAGCACCCCUGAACCUGGCGGAGUUACUGCAGAAGGCGAAGUAA
Messenger RNA from Cinclus cinclus, 567 nucleotides. RefSeq names its product receptor accessory protein 6 (gene REEP6). NCBI's taxonomy places the organism in Eukaryota, Metazoa, Chordata, Aves, Passeriformes, Cinclidae. The record is from RefSeq and is a predicted model, not a curated record. Bases 1 to 567 code for a protein of 188 amino acids. The transcript is spliced from 5 exons.